CUGUUUGAAUGCCCCACGCAAGGACAUAAUCCCGCUCCUCGGGAAAAUCUAUGUUUUGAAUCCCAUCUUGAUCCCAUCCAAACGUCUCGGGUUUAAACUUGCAAUUGGUUGCGCCCGACCUCCAAAAACUCAGUAAAUCUCUGAAUUGCGACCAAAACGCCCUUUACGAGGCGUGUUUGAUACAUUCGACCUUGACUACGACUAGGAACCUACACUUUGAACAGUGCCACCCAAACACGACAUACAUUAAUAGCUCGCUCGCUCCACCAUGCCCUGGCCUGCUCACAUUGUCGCGAAGUCCUCUCGUCUGCUGGACACAGAGACGAUCGGGAAGUUCUAUGGGUUCUACAAUAGUAUUCUCAAUGAAUGCUUCCCUUCCACCCGGUUCACGAUCAUGCCCCAGUACGUCACUGUAGAUAUGAUAGGUGGUACCGGCGCCAUCGAGGGCCGUGCGAUCACCUAUGUCAUUGAGCCGUUAGAUUUCCAGAGCCCCAUUUUCUUCAUCGAUAUCAAGCCUCCCACACACCUUCUCUCUUUAUCCGCCCGUAAAAAUGCCGAAGACCAAGUCCGAUACCGGUUCUGGCAACUUUCCCAUCUCGUCCGAAUUCCAAAGUUGUAUGGAGUCAGCGCUGUGGGAAGACAACUGUCCUUCUACACAUAUGAUAGAGCCAGCCGUACUGUCGAACCUGGUCCCUUGGCCCCUAUUGAAAGGUGGAACACGAAUAUCAUGGAGGAGGUGGGUCGUGCCAAGUUCUUGGCGGUAGUGGAGGAGAUUAAGCAAAUGGUCGCUAUCAUUGAGGCGGUAGAGGUGGUAGAGGUAGAGAUAGAGGUACCGUGAUAUAAUUUGUCCCUAUGAGCUAGUCUGUGGCAUCGCGGUCACUCAGUAUCAUUGGUAGUGAGGGAAUGGUGCACUGCUUCACCACAUCCAGACGUCCUGAAUCUCCGUCGUUAAGAAAGUUGGGGACCAUCAACGGAACAUCGUGUUCUACGCUGAUGACCCAUUCCUCUUUUGGUCCAAGAGCACACAGCAAGCUCCCGAGGGAGUAAGCCUCGCUACUUGAUUUUGGUCCUCUCUUCCGCACGAGAAAGAGUCUACAAGUACAGCUCGAAUUGCCUGGUAAUAAUCCGUACGUUGAUAGGGAGUUGGGAGCACUAAGGGCCGUUUUCUGUAUAACAAUUAGAGCGUGAAUGGGAAACGAGAUGAGGUAGC
This is a messenger RNA of Laccaria bicolor S238N-H82, 1210 nucleotides long. RefSeq lists its product as uncharacterized. Bases 269 to 838 code for a protein of 189 amino acids. The record is from RefSeq and is a predicted model, not a curated record. Lineage: Eukaryota; Fungi; Basidiomycota; Agaricomycetes; Agaricales; Hydnangiaceae. The transcript has 3 exons.